AUGCAUCAGAUUACGGUUGGUAUUGGUCCUUGGCGCCCUGGAGGGCAUAAGAGGCAAAAGGGUUCUGACGAUGGAGAAAAGAUUGGACAAGUGGUCGACGUCGAGGCGAAGUCUUGUCCUUUAAGUGAGGUCCUGGAGCACGCUCGACUUCAUAUGCGACAGUACGAGAGACUACAAAACAUCGCCGUGGCAAAGGCCAAGCUGGAAGUCGAAUCAAAGAUGUCAGCACUUGAAGUUCGGGAUAGCCACGACACCGAGCAAAGAUCAAUAUCGUCGUCGAGCAAGAGGCGACGAAAGCAUCGACGACAAAUGACUGCCCAACGAGUAAGACAUCAUCCAAUAACCGGUGCUCCAACUCCUGUGCCUGCAGUGUAUGGGACAGUGUACAGAAGGGGCUACGAAGUUGAGAAUGGCAACGAGGCUGAGCUUCAACAACAGACACCCUACGGUGCAGGUCCGCAAGAAGGUAACUGGCGCGUCAACAUGAGGGACAAUAUCCAUCGAAUGCCAAAGCAGGAACGUCAUAAUCACGCCCGCUGGAUUAGAAGUUUGUCGUUGAAUCCCGGGGUCCUUUCUCCGCCAACAGCCAAUGACUGGAUUGUCGAAGGCCCAAGUCGGAUUCAUGGAGAAGAGGAUUUGAGACAGUCCUCGGAGCCAGACCCACGUCGCCAGCUUGUGACUUGGGAGAACUGGGCACUCUCAAGAAUGCUCCAGGAAUAUGUUGGCUUGAAUGAUAGCGAGAUCGGGUUUCUGUUGAGCAUGGAGCUCAAGGCGGCGAAGAAACGCUGGGGUUGA
Capronia coronata CBS 617.96 is the source of this 795-nucleotide messenger RNA. RefSeq lists its product as uncharacterized. The transcript has a single exon. Bases 1 to 795 code for a protein of 264 amino acids. Lineage: Eukaryota; Fungi; Ascomycota; Eurotiomycetes; Chaetothyriales; Herpotrichiellaceae. The record is from RefSeq and is a predicted model, not a curated record.